This is a messenger RNA of Phalacrocorax carbo (great cormorant), 1367 nucleotides long. The record is from RefSeq and is a predicted model, not a curated record. NCBI's taxonomy places the organism in Eukaryota, Metazoa, Chordata, Aves, Suliformes, Phalacrocoracidae.
AGCAGGCGCGGGCCCUUUAAGGGCGGCCGGGGCCCGGGGCGGGGCCGCCGUGCGGACGUGGCGGGCCGGCCGCCAUUGCGGUGGCCAUGAGGAGCGGCGGCAGGUAGGGCCGGGCGGUCCUUCCUUCCCUUCCCCUCCCUUCCCGUCCGUCCGUCCGUCCGUCCGUCCCUCCCCUCGGCGACGGGGACCGGCCGGCAGGGAGGCGGGGGGCGGGUUAGCGGGGAAGCGGCGCGGCCAUCCCACCCCGCCGUCCGUUCCGCAGAGGAUGGCUGGCCGGGACGCCGUGUGCGGCCUGCAGCCGCCGGCCGCGGGGCACCUGUACCCCGCGGUGAGCGGGGCGGAGGGCGAGGGGCCCGACGAGGAGGUGGAGGUGUCGGAGCUGCGGCCGCGGGGAAGGGAGAAGGUGCGGAGGAGCGCGUCGAGGGACCGGCUGGAUGACAUCGUCCUGCUGAGCAGGGACAUCCAGGAGGGGGACACGCUGAACGCCAUCGCGCUGCAGUACUGCUGCUCGGUUGCAGAUAUCAAGAGAGUUAACAAUCUUAUCAACGAUCAAGAUUUUUUUGCCCUGAGGUCUAUCAAAAUUCCAGUGAAGAAGUUCAGCGUAUUGACCGAAACACACGUCUCCCCAAAAGGAAGAGCGGUCCUUCGGCCUCCUCUCUGUUCCCCUGAAAUGCAGGAAGCGUCACCUUCUGAUAAAUUCUCUGCUAAUGAGACUGCUGGCAACUUCUUAAAAGAAGUGGAUCGGGAUAUAGAAGAAAUAGUGAAGUGUAAUGAUACAAAGAGAGAGAAUCUUGAUGAGGUUGUUUCUGCCUUAGCAGCCCAACAGAUCUGUUUUGAAACUGAUGGUAAAGCUAAAAAAUGCAAGGAUCCUUACUAUGGAGCAGAUUGGGGGAUAGGAUGGUGGACGGCGGUAGUGAUUAUGUUGAUCAUUGGCAUAGUAACUCCCGUUUUUUAUCUCCUGUAUUAUGAAGUUCUAGUGAAAGCAGAUGUCAGUCACCACUCUACAAUGGAGUCUUCCCAUCUGUUUGUCACAGCAGCAUCACAUCAGAAACAGAUGGAAAAUGUAGUAAAUCCAGCAAAUAUUAUAAACAUUGAUCAUCAAGGAGACCUUCAGCCUAACAACGGACAACCCCAGGCAACUGUUAUCCAUAGAGGCGUAACACAGCAUUAGGUAAAGGGGAAACCACAGAAUGCGCGUGGAAUGCGGAGGAAACGCGUACCCGUGUGUGACUUGCCUGUGUGGGCAGCGUUCCGGUUCGAGGAUAUCUCUGUGGAUCAUGUAAUCUCUGAAUAUGCCUGAGACAGGCGAUUUUAUUGCAAGAUUGGGAUGUAAAUUGAGGUAUAAAAAUUGUCUCUGAAGCUUUGCA